AGAAGUUGACAGUAAGACAACAGCAGCAGCUGAGAAAAGAUGUCCUUUGUGAGUUGUUUGCGCCAGUGGGCAGACGCCGUGGCGUUCUCAGAGAAGGGUGACAAAAUCUCUGCCCUACAAGCAUUCCUGGAGAUCCAGGACAAGACAUCUAAAAUCUCCUUCAACAUCGGAUGUCUCCACCUGAACAAUGACGACUUCGAUGUUGCUGAGAAGGCAUUUGACAACAGCAUUGGCAAAGAUGAGCAUUUGGCCGUUGCUUUUUUUCAAAGAGGAAUUACAUUCUACAAAAAAGAAAAGUUUGAGGAGUCACUGUUGGAUUUCCAGCAAGCGUUUAAGGAGCUAAGAGGGAAUCAGUUGAUAGACUACAAACCUCUCGGGCUGAGGUAUAAACUUUAUGCUUGUGAGGUGCUGCACAACAUCGGUCUUGUCUAUGCCACACUGGGCAAGUGGGAAAAAGCCCAGGAAAACUUGCUUACAGCCCUUAACCUCCGUUCAGAAGCCAAAUUUGGGCAUAUUGACCAGGCUGUAGAAUCCAUUCUGAAGCAGAAGCUCUUCUCUCUGGUGGGGAUUCCAGCAGGACUGCUGUUCAAGCCCAAUAAGCACUAUGUGGCAGAGCUGGAGAAAAAGGACUACCUUGGAAAAGCCAAGGUUCUGUCUUCUGUUGUUCCAGCUGAUAAUUUCUCCGGUUUCGCCCCCCUUCAGCCUCAGGUUGUGGAUGCACCGACUGCACCUAAGCAGCCUGAGGUACUGAGGGCGCUUGAAGGUGAGCCUCACACUGUUCUGUACGAGUUCAUUCCAGAGACCGAAGAGGAGCUAGCCGUGUUGCCAGGCAACAUCGUCUUUGUUCUUCAAAGAGGGGACGACAACUGGGCAUCUGUAAUGUUUAAUGGAAGGAAAGGGCUUGUUCCUUAUAAUUACCUGGAACCACUGGCCUCAAAAACACUGCAGGUUUCACCAUCAAACAGCAAUGCCGAGAUACCAGCCCCACCCCAGAGACCUGCACCAAACAAGCCUACUAAGGAUCCUAAAGUUUUCUCUGGGUGCAUUGUGAAAGUGCACUUCAUGUUUACCAUAGCAAUGUGCAUUUCACCAGGCCAACCAUUCACAGCUGUGCUUCAGCUGGUCAGCACUAAACUCAAACGUCCGGCCUCCACACUUAGACUGAGCUAUGCCAAGCCUGGAUCGAGUGACAAAGUGACUGUUGACGAGUCAGAGAUGGAGGUCCUGUGGAGCUGUAUGAAAGAAAACCGUCUGACAUUGUGGUGUUCAGCCACGCAGGAUAAAGCCUUAGCGCAGGAGAACAUGGUGGCUCUGUUCUCAUAUGAGGCCUCCACCCCAGAAGAUCUGGAAUUCAGGGAAGGUGAUGUCAUUACAGUCCUCUCUAAAGUCAACGACGAGUGGCUCGAAGGCGAGUGCAAAGGGAAGGUUGGAAUAUUUCCAUCGUCUUUUGUUGCAGAUCCUAACAAGGAUCAAUAAGAUGAGUCAUGGCUAAAUGACACCAUAAAACCACAACUAUCUCAUAUUUAAGCAACAGUCCACGAGCAAUUUACAGACGUUUGUAUGAUUUUCCUGAAAAAUGUUGCAAAUUAAUCACAUUUAUCACUUGCAUAUUCUUCUAAAUAAACCAUCACUUGUUUAAAAAUAAA
This is a messenger RNA of Electrophorus electricus (electric eel), 1646 nucleotides long. RefSeq names its product neutrophil cytosolic factor 2 (gene ncf2). Gene Ontology annotation, biological process: phagocytosis; superoxide anion generation; respiratory burst. NCBI's taxonomy places the organism in Eukaryota, Metazoa, Chordata, Actinopteri, Gymnotiformes, Gymnotidae. Gene Ontology annotation, molecular function: protein binding; superoxide-generating NADPH oxidase activator activity. Gene Ontology annotation, cellular component: NADPH oxidase complex. The record is from RefSeq and is a predicted model, not a curated record.